This is a messenger RNA of Acanthoscelides obtectus, 1087 nucleotides long. The record is from the annotation of a GenBank genome assembly. Lineage: Eukaryota; Metazoa; Arthropoda; Insecta; Coleoptera; Chrysomelidae.
AGUCAAACUUCGCUGACGGAUGUCGAUAUUUGGCGAUCCUAACCUAACUUUUUUGUUUUGGUUAUGGUUAAAAACUGCAGGAAGUUCCAAACAAGUUGAAAAGCUUGAAUCAAAAUAUAUAUUUUAAAUAAUAUUAGAUAGGGCGUCCGGUUUACAUUAUAUUGCAUUGCCUUUGGAAUUAGUUAUGCAAUGGCAGAGCAGUACAAGUCACUGCAUCCUGUUAAAUACUAUAGAGAUUACUUAUCACACAACAUACGACCUGAUGGGAGAGUGUUUGAUACAUUCAGACCAGUGAUUCUUAAUACAGGUUCAAUAGAUACAGCAGAUGGAUCUGCCUUAUCAAAACUUGGACAAACUACUGUGGUUUGUGGCAUAAAGGCUGAGCUAUGCAAACCAAAAGCUGAAUCACCAAACAAAGGCUUUGUUGUUCCAAACUUGGACCUUCCACCACUUUGUUCCCCAAAGUUUCGUCCAGGGCCACCAAGUGAUCAAGCACAAGUCCUCAGCCAACUGAUCAAUGAUAUAAUUGAAAAUUCACAAUGUAUUGAUCUUACUGAUCUCUGCAUAUUUCCUGAUAAGCUGGCUUGGUGUUUGUACAUUGACUUCAUCUGCUUAGAUUUUGAUGGAUCUGUAGUUGAUGCUUGUAUUAUUGCUUUGGUUGGUGCAUUGAAAACAGUGAAAUUGCCAUUUGUAGAUUAUGAUGCUGCUUUGGAUAACAUACAAGUGAACUUAGAAAACACAAGGCCCUUGCCAGUACAUUCUAUUCCAGUUUCAACAACAUUUGCAAUUUUUGAUGACAAAAUAAUUCUAGCAGAUCCAACAGUUGAAGAGGAAAAUCUGUGCACUGGGAUUAUUGUUAUAGUACUGAAAGAUGAUGAGUUAUGCUGUGUUCAUAAGCCAGGAGGCAGUCCAUUAUCAUCAGACGAACUACUGGGCUGCAUAGAGAAAUCCAAAAAGAAGGUUCCUUUGAUGAGGGACCUCCUAAAGACUGCAUUGCAAGAUGUAGGAUAAGUUUAUCUGGAAUACGGUUUGGUUUUGGAAUAAUGCUGUUGAUAAUAAACGAUUUUUAUACAGAUUUUUGAGAUAA